Molecule: messenger RNA, 3293 nt
Organism: Rhipicephalus microplus (southern cattle tick)
Lineage: Eukaryota; Metazoa; Arthropoda; Arachnida; Ixodida; Ixodidae
Product: xaa-Arg dipeptidase
Molecular function (GO): dipeptidase activity
Source: RefSeq, a predicted model, not a curated record
GUACGUACAAAGGUCUCGCACGGGCGUUGGCAGCUAAAAUGACCACAGAGGAACGCUCGGUGGCGGCUGCUCCAGCGCGCCUGCGGUUUGCCAAGUGACGUCACUGCUACUCGUGCAUGCGAACACCGCAUAGGCAUCUGCACUAUGCGGGACAUCACGGGCCCGAGCUAAUGGGGGGCUUCGACUCCCUUUCUUGCCUAGUCCUGCAUGGCUGAGCCGUGUCUGGGGAAAAGAGGUUCCUGGGGGUGGAGGAGGUGCCCGGGGAGUGGCGGAGGCGACACACCGCUUUGGCCUCGACUUCACGACCCAACAACAUCUGGGACCUCGGACCCGUCAAGUUCUGAAGCAACACAAUUGGCUCCUGCUUGUGCUGGCAACAAUCAGCUCAGUAUGAACCAAAAGGCGGCACUGUCCACAACUGCGUUGUUAGACGCCCAGAAGAUUGUGGAGGACGUGGUGGCGGCAAAAAGGGAGCAGCUACACGUGAUCGGCAAGUUCCUGUGGGAUAACCCGGAGGUUCGUUUCGAGGAGCACAAGGCCCACGACGUUCUUUGCACUUUCCUCGAAGAAGAAGGUUUCGACGUCAAGCGACACUACAUUCUACAGACUGCAUUCCGCGCUGAAUACGGAGAAGGCUCAUCUCCCACUGUGGCCCUGCUGUGCGAGUACGACGCUCUACCGGGGAUCGGCCACGCGUGUGGGCACAACCUGAUUGCCCAGUGUGCCCUGACUGCUGCAGUGGUAGUGCGUCAGCUGAAUGAAGUCACACGAGCAGUUGUCCGGAGUGCCGCUACAAGGCAGGGUGGUGGUGCUCGGCACACCUGCUGAAGAAGGCGGUAUGGGCAAGGAGCUGCUGCUGCGAGCCGGGGCCCUAGACGGCGUCGAUGCAGCCCUCAUGGCGCAUCCAGAAAAAGACAACGCUCUACGCGUAAUACUAUCUGCGCGAUGCGGAGUUACAGCUCUAUUUGAGUAUGCCGGAGAAGAGCAUGACGUGCAGUCCAGCGCGUUGGACGCCGCUGUUCUCGCUUACUCGGGCCUGUCACUUAUACGGGCACGUAUGGACCCUGAAUGCAGAAUGCAUGGCGUGUUCCUGCGAUCAGAGGCGACGUCAGAACUAGAGGUUCAUCGCAGCCAGUUACAUUUCUGUGUGCGGGCUCCAAGUGCUGAAAGGCUCCUGAAAGUGCGCACUCAGCUCGAAGCCUGCAUGGAAGCGGCCGCCAAGGCCACGGGCUGCAACGUCCACAUUGCCGAAAAGGAAAUCUUCUGCAAGCACAUGAAUCUGAAUGAACCGCUGCUAAGAAUUUUCCAACGGCACGCAGAGGCACAAGGAUUGCUAUUCGAAGACAACAAUGCCUGCCGGGUACAGUUGUCAGGUGCAACGUCAGACAUUGGCAACGUGUCCCACGUGGUGCCCACAAUUACAUCCCAUGUUUGGCAUCGAAUCCGCAUCUCUGAAUCAUACCGUCGAAUUCGGCCGUGCCGCAGGUACCAGGCAGUCGCAGGAAACGUCUCUCGUAGUUGGAAAGGCACUAGCGCUCACAGCCUUCGAGCUUCUUUGCGACCAUCGGCUUCUGGAUUCGGCGAGAGAAGAUUUUGAACGCCGACGCAGCGAUCAUUCUCUCUGAAUAGCAGUUCUCGUGUGCAGAUGUUGAGUGCGCUCUACUUUCCCUGUGAAGCCGUAGAACGCUGACAGUUGACGUAUAUUUCAGUGCGGUACCAAAAAGUUUACCUGCCUGUAAUAUUGACGUAACCUUGAAAAAACAGAAGGAAAUUGUUUUGAUCACCACCCAUUGUCAUGGCUUCAUUUUCUACAUUGUUCAGCUCAAUAGUCGCAGUCAUUGCAAUGUUGGAAUGCAGAAAAUUAGGCUUAUACGUGAACUAGGAAGCCCUACAUAAUAAAUUGAAGCACUGCAUUUGGUAACAACCGAAGCACUAAAAAGAAGUUGCAUAAAAAAACUACAUUAUCAUUCGGCGUUUCUUUUGAAGUACUUGAGCAUAAAAGUUAGGAACAGUGAAAAAGCGUGCUCAGCGAACAAGACAUUGAAAAUAGCCCUAUUAAGCUCCCGUGUACACCGUAAUUUUUUCAUUGGAGAAUUUCCUUUAUUGGUAUCUUUCUGGUCUUUGAGCGAUGGUUUUAGAAAUAAGCAAAGCUUUCUAGGAAGGCUGUGAUCUAUUGGAAAGAAUGAAAAAUGUAAGCAUGACAGGGCCAAAUACAUCGAACGGGCGCGACUGUCAAACAAAACAAAUACGUUCAAAUUCGUAAUUGGCCUAUUUUGGAUCACCACAUUCGUGACUUUAUUCAUAAAGUUAUCAUAAAUUAUUCUACUAUAGGUGUCAGCAAAAAUAGAUAACAAUCUUCUUAGAAUGCCACUUUAUUUGCUGUGAGGUGUAAGUUUAACGUUUUCGGAAUAUUUGCAGUGAAAACUAACUUAUAAUAUUUUUGUAAUAUUUAUUGUACUGCGAAUUGAUGAUAGUUAUGUAGAGAGAGAGAGAAGGAAUAAGGAAUGCAGCAGGAGUAGAGUGGCUGACUAUACCACGUCCAGUUUGCAGCCCAACACAUUUGCAGGGAAAUAAGAAAGAGAAAGAAAGAGUGAGUGAAGAAGAGAAUCAUUACAAAAUGGACACGCAGAGCAGUGUUUCAAAGGCGGACCCCCCACGCUGCCCCUUUCAUGUACUGCCUGAAGGUUCACGUGGUUUUUUGGGGCUAAUUAAAUUAUGCUCUCAUUUUUUUCUUGGAGCCUCAAUGUAACAUCUCCUAAAUAAGAUUUUUGUGAACCUGACUUCACAGAGACCGACAUAUUUUUUAUGCAAUGCUGCGCGAAGCUUUGCUUGAGAGAGAAAUGCGUAUUAUGGUAACUCGGCUGAGCUCAGCUCAAGAUCACGUGUUGGUGGGUUCCCCUUCAUAAUUAUGCGCACUUUUAUUGCGUUGCAUUCUCAUACCUGAAGCAGUUACACCCUUUAUCGUGUUUUUGUGCUUCGUUAUUAGAUGGUUUUGUCUAUGGGACGCUGAUAUUUCACUUUUGAUGCCAAUAUUCAUAAACCUGAAACAUCCUAGGGAGUGUUUGAGUGUGCGAGCAUUUCGAAGAUUGCAUAGCUUAUGUGGAACAGUGAUCACGCACAAACCGGCUGUAAUUCAGUGAAACACUUGAUAUUACUGCUGUCUUCACUGAAAUAACUGCAUUGUAUCUAGUUGUUGAGACAUUUGAUAUUAUGCUGCAUGUUCUUGCUUUACUUUCUCUUAGAACUUUGUCAUUACCUAUUGAAAUAAAGAAUUAUAGAUGCUGCUUUUUCAA